UCAUUCUCCUUGGCCUUGACAGGCUCUCUAUUUCCGCUGCCCCCGCCGACAUUAUUCUCGUCCUUCGUUUCUAGUAGUACAACAGCUCAAAUAUCAAUGGGACAUUCACACGACCUGCAGGAAUACCUUUCGUUCGCGAUUGCUUUGGCCAAGGAGGCCGGCAAGAUGAUUAAAGACGCCACAGAAACCAGAAUGUCAGGCACUGGCAACCAGUUUCUGGUAAAGUACGACAACCCGACCGACUUGGUGACGGAAACCGACCAGGCUGUUGAAAAGUAUAUCAAAAAGCGCCUCUCGGAAGCAUACCCGGAACAUCGGUUCAUUGGCGAAGAAACGAUGGCUGAAGGCGUGGAAGCAGUGUUUACGGACGAACCUACUUGGAUUGUCGAUCCAGUCGACGGAACAACCAACUUUGUGCACGGACAUCCGUUCGUCGCUGUGUCCAUCGGCCUGACCAUCGGCAAGGAACCUGUAGUAGGCGUUGUCUAUUGCCCGCUUAUGAACGAACUAUAUUCUGCCGCCAAGGGCUUGGGCGCUUUUCUCAAUGAAAAUGUACGACUACCUCUCUUCCAACCCACCCCGCCACCACUUGGCGACCUAUCAGAAUGCAUUGUUGCCACGGAGGCUGGUUCGGAUCGUUCGCCCGAAGUGUUUGACAAGAAGAUGGCAACCAUCCACACGAUCCUGAAACAAAAACAAAACAACGGCAAACAAGCACAUAGCAUCCGCUGCACGGGUUCGGCAGCCAUCAACCUGUGCACCAUUGCCAAGGGUGUUGUUGAUGUAUACUGGGAAGUCGGCUGCUGGGAGUGGGAUGUUGCAGCAGCGAUUGUCAUUGUGCGCGAGACGGGGGGCAUUGUCGUAUCCGGCGGAAGUAAUCCUGAUGCAUCGCCAGUGAACAUCUUUAGUCGCAAAUACUUGGCGAUCCGUGGCGCGCAGGAUGAAGCCAGCCAGCUCAAGGUCGCUCAUCAAAUGUGGGAUAUCAUUCCCGACAUUGAUGCACCCAGAAAGGCUGUGCCUGGCGGAUUCGAACCAUAAUUAACAACCCCACAUGCAUAUAGGCCAAACAUACAAUGUAUAGUUUUAGACU
This is a messenger RNA of Zychaea mexicana, 1090 nucleotides long. Its product is annotated as inositol monophosphatase. The record is from RefSeq and is a predicted model, not a curated record. NCBI's taxonomy places the organism in Eukaryota, Fungi, Mucoromycota, Mucoromycetes, Mucorales, Lichtheimiaceae. The transcript has 4 exons. Bases 97 to 1038 code for a protein of 313 amino acids. Gene Ontology annotation, biological process: inositol metabolic process; phosphatidylinositol phosphate biosynthetic process; signal transduction. Gene Ontology annotation, molecular function: inositol monophosphate 1-phosphatase activity.